AUGACGGUGAACAGACUCCACGGAUCAUGUCUUGUCGUAGUGCUCAGUCUGUACAUGGCGUAUUUAUCGGUGACGAUGUCCCAGAACAGUAUACAAGUAGACCCAACAACAGAGCAUGCAUGCAGAUCCAAUCGACUGUCAGCUACCGAGUGGUUGUAUAAAUGUUGCGAUGGAUACUAUAAUUAUAAUUAUACUACGUGCCUAGAAUGUAAACCUGGCUAUUAUGGCGAUGGCUGUUUCAGUAACUGUCAGUGUGAAAAUGGUGCGGCGUGUAGUAAUGUAGAUGGAUCGUGCACGUGCCAAGACGGUUACUAUGGUAACACAUGUGCUUUACCCUGCAACUGUAAAAAUGGCGCAGAUUGUAGCAUGGCGGAUGGGUCUUGUACUUGCCAACCUGGUUACUAUGGGACUUUGUGCGGGAAAUCCUGUAACUGCCCGGAUAAUUCUGUGUGUUCGCAAACAGCAGACGACUGCGUGUGUGUAGAUGGAUUUUAUGGCGCCGAUUGUGAUGGGAGGUGUAAUUGCUCCAAUAACGCCAUAUGCGAUCCGAUAGAGGGCACGUGCUCUUGUAAGCCCGGUUACUACGGAAGAGAAUGUCGAUACCGGUGUGAUUGUUACAAUGGCGCCCGCUGUGGUUCCACGGACCCUCAUCAAUGUGUCUGUCCAAAUGAAUGGGCCGGAAGUAGGUGCAUAAAUUGUGUGGACGACGGUAACUACUGCAAGGACAAAUGCCUACAUUGUUAUAAUGGACACACGUGCAAGGCCACUGAGCAAACCUGUGAUUGCUCGCCGGGUUGGCAAGGCAACCGUUGCGAUGAAACGUGUAAUGUCGGGUUCUAUGGAGACGGUUGUUCAGAAGAGUGUAUGUGUGAAAAUGGCGGAACAUGCCAUCAUGUGACUGGCGCGUGCACGUGCACACCGGGGUGGAUAGGGAAUAAUUGUACUGAAAAAUGCCCAGUCAACUGUCAGGAUUGUACCAAAGUUGACGAGAUAGUUUGCACAUCGUGCAAAUCUGGGUGGAUUGGUUCAAAGUGUGAGAAAUCUUGCAAACCAGGGACGUACGGAACGAUGUGCACAAACAUAUGUCCUUACUGCGACGGGUCGUACUGCUAUCACGUGGAUGGGAGUUGUGACUGCCCUCACAGCUCAACUGGCGUAGCACUGAACAGAUGUGGUGAGAACGCGUGUGGCUGUCUCAACGGUGGGAAGUGUAACACUACAUCUCUGCUUUGUGACUGCCUUGAUGCAUGGCUAGGAGAUUACUGCAAUGAAACGUUUUUACUAAAAGAAAGUAGUAAUGAUAGCGAGAACCAAAAUAGUAAUAAUGGUACAAAGAGUAAAAUUGGUUCAUCUAGCAGUCUUAUUGACAUCAUCGCAACUGUAGCAGUCAUCGUUGCUGUGAUGAUCUGUGUUGUGGUCGUCAUUGUAGUGUAUGUCAUGCGACGUCGGAAGAAAAAUAACAAAAAGUCAAACGAGUUGUAUAUCACUCAGCCUACCAGUACAAUAGCUUACGACACAAGCCAGGACUAUGCAAUCAUUUCAAACGAACCAAGAACAGACACUGAUAUAUUUUCCAGCACUCUCAGAUAUGCAGAAAUUACAGACGAAAAGAAAGACCAAACUAACAUACGACCACCAGAAUCCCCAAAGAAUCAACAAAGAGAUACCGUAAAUUUGCCGUUACUAAGCAACAGGGCAGAGUGUCCGGAUAACAUGACAGCAAGCGAUCCAGACGAGCAUAUUUAUGCCGAGCCGUUUCAACAUGAACAACAUGUGGAUCGACCAGCUGAAAAGGUCAAAUCUGCGCCAAUCGAGGCUUAUCAGAUUGUCCCGUUAACAGAGGGGCAUGCCGAACCCGAAAAUGCCGACCUCUACGACCACACCAACUGGCAGCCACGAGAAAGAAGUGAUCAGGAAACACUAGAGGAAUACAAUGAAUUGAACUUGAACAAAGACACUCGUACAAGAGAUCACAUUUACAAUACCUUAACUAAAUGGUGA
This is a messenger RNA of Saccoglossus kowalevskii, 2001 nucleotides long. RefSeq lists its product as uncharacterized. The record is from RefSeq and is a predicted model, not a curated record. Gene Ontology annotation, molecular function: scavenger receptor activity. Lineage: Eukaryota; Metazoa; Hemichordata; Enteropneusta; Harrimaniidae.